CAAUUUAGCUGUUGGACCCUGGCAUCAGAGUUUUGUAGUACUGACAAAUAUGUCGGCCUCUGGGAGUCUCUUGAUCACCAAUAUUAUUGUGGGAAUAUGAGAAGAGCACGUUCACGGUUUGGGAAUAUUUCCACUCGGUUUUCCUCUUGAACCUCCGUGUCAGCACCGCGGCCUGCGCCCGGACAGACGAGCUGUGUUCAAGAAGUUAGUGAGCAUCUCCAGCCCGGGCUAACAGUUAACGGCAGUGAGGCUAACGUGAGGAGCUCGUAGUGAAAUAACGGCAGGCGGGUCCGCGGCGGGCUAGCUUAGCGACCGUUUAACGUUUCUCUGUACGUGAGCCCAGCGCUGGGAGAGCUAGCCAGAUAAAUGUUCGGAUAAUAAGAAUGGAUUUAACCGGCUGUCUGUGAGUAAAACAACACGACCGGGACUGCCACUUCUCAUUCACCGUCUUUGGACUCGGAACCACCGUGAACCCCCCACCCCCCCGCAGCAUGUCAGAGAAGCAGUGUAUCACUGCACUCGGAGGUACCAUCUCCAUUUGAAAGUCACAAACCUUGAUGUUUGCCCUGACCAUGUCAUAAUGUGUCCCACUGUGGCAGCCUGCCAAGUUGAACCUGUAUUGGAUCUGCUGUCAGAGGAGACUGGUUUUCCUUCACUCUGACGAGUUUGAAAAGGCUGUAACAUCAGCAUGGAUACAGGUUGAGGCAGAGAGAAGGAGAGAGGGCAAUUAACAUUGAAGAAGCGGGCAGCAGUAAUAGAUAAGGUGUACGAAGACAGGUCCAUCCAUCAUGCCGGCCUGAACAGGUGCAGAAUCACUUGACCAACUAUCAGACUGGAUUCUCGUGAAGAGCUGAAGUUCAUAUCCAGCACUGUCACCUCUCUGUUCCAUCCGCACCACAAAGGAGGAGGCUGCUGAUGAGUACUGGAUGGGGAAAAUUGCUCACAUCCUGUUUUGGAGGUUGGAGAAGGAUACUUAAAACCUGAAAAACCUCCAAAUCCAAAUGGCCAGCGGCGUCUCCAUCUUCAACACAUAAACACCACAGUUUUCACUUUUUUGUUUUUAGGGGUCGUUUUUGGGACGUUGCUCCAGAGAGGCUAAAUCCUCCAAGGCUUUGUUGUGGGAGGGUGUUAUCCAAGCCUCAGUGCUCUCUGCUGGGGAAGGAAGCAGUGGGAAGUCCCUUGAGAAGAGGGCAAUAAAGAAACGGCCUGUAGCUCGAGGACGUCGGUUACAUAACUAACAGGCGUGGUCAUCCACUAAUACAGUGGAACAAGCGGGGGAGUAAUUGAGUAAUACUAUGUUGCCGUUGCGGGCUGAUAAUAGAUAAUGCCAUUAUCUAUACACAUAUAACCCCAGUGUGGAUCAACACACUGUUGAAUUUUAACUCUUCCUCAAAAAUUUCAGUCACAUGGAUACUAAUGGAUGUUUUACUGGAUAUUCCCUUCGAUAUUUUGGAAAGAACCACACCAUCACUUCCUGCUUUUGGUCUUCCAAUCCCAUCCGUGGUGCAGUUGGCAGGUGAGGUGGUUUGAAUCAGCCACCGGUGGGGUUUAGGGAUGCCCCGACACAGGAAAACCAGGCUACUCCACUGGCCCGCUUACAGACUCUUGUUUUUAAUACGAAUCUUGGACUGAAAGCAGAUUGUCUCCUUCUCUAACAGAGAGCAAGGGGUUGUCAUUUUUUUUUAUUUGCAAGACUUUUUUCUCACAUUGCUACAGCUGCCCACCUGCUGAUCUUCAGGUGCUAAAAACUGAUCUCCAUACGUUUUACUGUCACAGACUUUGGUACAUGAUGAAGAACGUCACAGAGGAAGGAAAAUAGAAUCAGAUCAUCAUCCAGACCAUUUCUCUUUUUUUUUUCCUGCCUCAUCUAAUUCUUGCUGUUUUUCCAUCCUGUAAGCCCACCUCCAACCAAAACACACCUACCUCUGCCAACUAUUGUACCUCACUAAACUCCCAUUUAUUGACCAAUCAAAUCAAAGAGGGGCAGUUGACAGCAGGCGCAGGGUUCAUCAGUUUUCUGCCUGUCAGGAUUUGACAGAAACUAAAUGACACAAGGGUCCAAGCUCUUUACAUCUAGAUAACAGCCACUCAAUUCAUACGUUAUUCACAACAAGGAGGGCGGAUUGAUUUUCCUCAAACAAACUGCAAACUGAAUGAAACUACUUUAAUUUAUCUGCAGCUCUGUCAGGGAUCGAUGCAACACCUCUUGCUCUUUACAAUCUCUGGCUUAUUUGUUCAUCCCUCCUUCCCACCUGGUUCUGUCUGACAGGAAAACAAGGCUUUUACAGCACAGUGACUUGUAAGCUUCUUUUAAUCUUACACACACACACACGGUAGAUCAGGAUUGACCUAAGAAAACAAGCAUUCACUCCUCCUCCUGUGUCAGUGUGGUGAGUGUUUUCCUCUCUUCCAUGUGAAAGAGGAAUCCCUCCUCCACUAUCCCUUCAUUUCUGUUCUAUCACUCCUUCACAUUAUUUUCAUUUUGCAGUCCAUCAUUUCAACCCCCAAACUGCAAAUCCACUCAUCUAAAGAAACACUGAACUCUGAAUGACUGAUUCCCUGGCCUAGCAGUUGCCAAACAGUCACACCCACACAUACAGGAAGUGAUGCCAGGUGGCAGUAAGAGUGGAGGGCGGGGUCCAUCCUCGUCACCCCUCCCCCACACCGUGGUCCCGCCCAGCAGACCCCUGCGACCCUCCCGUUAUGUCCCGGUGUCAGCAGCCACCUUCUUCCUUGUUGGCUCCACUACGCUUUUCUUCUGCUUCACCUGCCCAUGGCUCUCAGAGCGUUUCUCAGUCGCCGUGCCCAUCUACAAUGGAGUCAUCUUCCUGUUUGUUUUGGCGAACUUUUGUAUGGCCACAUUCAUGGACCCCGGUAUCUUCCCAAGAGCUGAGGAGGAUGAAGACAAGGAGGACGAUUUCCGCGCUCCUCUGUACAAGACGGUGGAGAUCAGAGGGAUCCAGGUCAGGAUGAAGUGGUGUUCAACCUGCCGCUUCUACAGGCCGCCACGGUGCUCCCACUGCUCCGUCUGUGACAACUGUGUCGAGGACUUCGACCACCACUGUCCGUGGGUGAACAACUGCAUCGGCAGGAGGAACUACCGCUACUUCUUCCUCUUCCUCCUGUCUCUGACGGCUCACAUCAUGGCCGUGUUUGGCUUCGGCCUGCUUUUUAUCCUCUACCACCGCCAGAACAUCGACCGCCUGCAUGCCAUCGUCACGCUGGCUGUAAUGUGUGUUGCAGGGCUGUUCUUCAUCCCUGUUGCUGGCCUCACUGGUUUCCACAUAGUACUUGUGGCCAGAGGCAGGACUACCAAUGAACAGGUAACAGGGAAGUUCAGAGGAGGUGUGAACCCGUUCACCAAUGGCUGCUGGAAGAAUGUCUCUCAUGUCCUCUGCAGCUCACAGGCACCCAGGUAUCUGGGCAGAAAGAAGUGUGUGCAAAGUGUGUGCGUGCAGCCUCCUUUCCUGCGGCCACAGCUAACGGAGGCCCAGCUGGCUGCAAAAAUCCUGGAUAACGGCAUACAGGGAGACCUGCACCAGUCGAAGUCCAGUCUGGAGAUGAUGGAGAGCCAGUCAUGUGACGCUGAGCCACCUCCUCCUCCUAAACCAGAGCUCCGUUACCCUGGAAUCACCAGAGGGAACACGGAGGAGUGCAGUCUACUGAAUAAAGCCCCUCCCACCCCAACCAUGUACAAAUACAGGCCCAGCUACAGCCCCGGCAAGAACCACACAGCACUCACUCACGCUUACGCCAACCAGUUAAGUCGAGGGGAGAGUGUUGGCAGUGCCAGGGACUCCUCCUCCUCCACCUCCUCCCUCCUCCAGGCCAGCCAGCAGCCUGGUUUCCGCUCGCAGCCCAGCCUGGACCGGAGGGACACUUCAUCUGACCGAGUGGGAGGGGGAGGAGGUGGGGAGAGGAGGGAGGGAGGACGAGAGGCUGGAGGAGGAGGAGGGGGAAUCCCUGGCUACACCCUUGGUGGACGCUCGUAUCCCUCCUUCUCUGACCCUACCGUCCUAUCAGGAGUGGCGUCACAAUCUUCCAGUUCCAUGCACACCUCAGCAGGCGCCGCCCACGUCUCCGAGGCAACCACCACCUCAGCCAGCUUCAAGAGCUUAGCCAAUCAGACGCCCCCGCCUCACCACCCGUCCCGCAAUGGGAGCCUGUCAUAUGACAACUUACUGGCAGGUGGUGACAGUUUCGACAAAGGGGUGGCGGCCCCUGAGGUUUCCUCUGGCAGACCCCGCACGCCGGCAGCAGGCGGCUACAGCUCCCCCUUCAUGUCGUCACAGCAAAGAGUUGCUGAGAUGCACUCCCAGUCCUCCCAGUCACCCCAACACCACCACCGCUCCUCCCACCACCACCACCACCCCUUCCUCCAUGGCUCUUCCUCCUCCACAUCCUCCUCCCCGCCGCCUCUUCCAGACAGGGAGCAUCUGCUGGCCGAGCCCCACUCAGGCGCCAAUCAGGUCUCAGCUCCCCCCUCCUCUUCGGCCCCGCCUCCUCCACACCAUCAUCACCACCACCAUCACCACCACCACCAUUCUCAUCACCACCACCACUCGUCCUCCUCUUCCUCUACCUCCCGCCCUCCUCGCUUCGCUGUCCCCCACGCACCAAUCCAUCACGCCUACCCCUACCGCACCCGCUCCACCGACACUCCUCUGGGCUCCUCCUCCACCUCCACCACGCAUCCUCCCCGCUCCCCGCACCCCCCACCUCUGGGCAAGUCGCUAUCUUACUCGAGUGCAGCUGCCGCAGAAAUGCAGUACCGACUGGUCCGAAAGGCCUCGGCAUCAGCCGGAGCGAAUGCGGCGGGGGUAGGAAGAGGAGGUGGUGGGAUGGGAGGAGGAGGAAUACAAGCGCCGAAGGAUGAGCUGAUCCAGAUGAAACCGCUAAGUCGUACCAACGGCGGCCAGCCCCCUUCCUUCACCUCCUCCUGCUCCGCCCCUUCCUCUCCCUCUCACCCAAUGAGUGUGUCUGCCCGGCCCGGAGUGGCCUAUCCCAGCUCAGCAUUGAUGCAGAGUCCCACCCAUAAGCCGCCGGGGGGUGGGGUGAAGAAGGUGACGGGUGUUGGGGGCACCACCUACGAGAUUUCUGUGUGAGUGGCAGCCCCGGCCUCCAGCUCAGUGAGACAAGGAGGAGAUGGAGAGAAAAAAACACUGACCCCUGAAGAGGAAUGAAACUUAGUCCAGAUCUCACUCUGAACUGAACUGGCCUCCAGACACCCACCUCCAGAACUCUGCUGGUAAAAAGACAGUAGGACCUGGACUGAUGACAGCCAGGACUCUGUGGCACUGAGACUAUUUUUAUUGGAUCUUACAGGACCAAACAGGAACAGUGAUCUGGCUCGUAUUUUGUGCGUUUUUAUCCUCACGGUAGCUCAGCAGGUAGCACGAGGCAUUAGCACGGUCAGGUGUGCUCGUUCCAGCAGCGCACGGCAUUACCACUGCCAGGGUGACGAGGCCUGCACGAGGGUUUGAUUUGACUGUAGGAUGAUGAAGGUUCAGCACUUUUAAGUAAAGAAUUGACGCACGUUGUAUCGAACAUAUUUGAACAUUCCACCAUUUCCACACCCACAUUAAAAAAAAACCCAAAACGGCCCAAUCAGAGUUAAGGGCUCCCUCCCAGACGAGCAGUUUAGUGUGAACUAAACUUGAACAUAUCAGAGUGAAUUCUUUACACAGGUUUCGGCCCCAGCUGUCAGUUAAACCCUCAUUUUUAAUAAUUCAAUCCACCAGAUGGAGCAUGGUGCUGCUGCACUGGAUUAAGAACAGAAGUGGUGUUUGUGUUGCAUGGAGUCAGUAACACAGUUCACAGAAAUGCACCGCCCAACAGCGGCUCAACAAUCAGUAAAUAUUAGAUCAUGAUCUGGACUUGUGACAAUCUGCCAGGAAGGAAAUGUCACCCUCGAACUUGUGAUGGACGCAGCGACGUGAUGAAGGGAUGAACUGAAAAAAACAAAACAUGAUGCUGAUUCCCUCUGUUUGAUUCACUUGUUGAUUUCUUCCUCGAUGUGAAUAUGACUCCACGUUUGUACAGGAUGAUGUGAUUUUAAUUGUGGAUUUCUUUUUUAAACAGUGGCGUUCAUAUUGGACUGCAGCAUGCACUACAAAUACUACUAGCCACUAUAGGCCGCCGGGGUUUGCUGUAGACCGCGUCGUCUAUCUGAACAAACGGGAGGAAAAUAAAGUGAACAAGGAAAUCAUGCGGCCUUUGGGCCGUUUUCAUUGACGGGGUCUUAAGGUAGAUUUUUUUCUAGAAAAUGAAUUCCUUGAGCAAUUGCCUUGAAAAUUCAAGUGUUUUUUUUUAUGUCACCUAUUUAAUUUGAAAUUGUUUUAUAUGAAUUUCUAUGGAAAUAUAGCUAUUGAUAAAUGAAGAGUUUUUAAUAUUGACUCAGAGGGGUUGUGUUGUCAGUUUCAGGACCGUGAUUAAAAAGAGCCCUUCUGAUUGGUUUAAAGAUCGAACACGAACACGACAUGGUUCCAGUCAUGACCUCAGUUAGUAGUUAGCUGAAUGAGUCUUAGGGCCGAAGUACCAGGACCACUGUUUAAAAAAAAAAAAAAGAGAGGUUUUGUAAUAUAUAGAUAAAAAAUGUCACGUUAGGAGAAUAAAGUCAAAACUUUAUAAGAAAGUCGUCAAAAGAUGAAGUCAGGAUUUUCUGGUUGUGAUAUUUGAUCAUAAAAGUCAUUAAGAGAAUAACAACAAAAUGUUUUUUUUUCCUUGAAAGACUUUUGACUUUAUGCUGAAAGGAUUCUCUGCACAGUGGCCCUCGUACCUUUUUGAAAUUGUACAUAGGUGAAAUUCUGGUCUCCAAAUUGAUGUAAAUGAAACUUUGUUUGUGAAUGACGGCUCUGGAUGCAAUUAAAAGAAACUUACACAAA
Molecule: messenger RNA, 6884 nt
Organism: Larimichthys crocea (large yellow croaker)
Lineage: Eukaryota; Metazoa; Chordata; Actinopteri; Sciaenidae
Gene: zdhhc5a
Product: zDHHC palmitoyltransferase 5a
Exons: 14
Coding region: 2607-5105 (832 amino acids)
Biological process (GO): protein palmitoylation
Molecular function (GO): palmitoyltransferase activity
Source: RefSeq, a predicted model, not a curated record